UUUUCGUGAAGUUUAAAAUCAGCAUAGUCUACACUUCCGCAACUUUUUUAUCGAUCAAUUUUUGUUAUUGUUUGAUUCACAUCUGAUUGUUCCACCGUGUUAAUUUCAAAUACUUUAAUAGCAUCCAGAUUAAUUUUAAUCUAUUCUGCAGGUGUACAAAGCAACAAUGACAUUACAGUGGACAUUUGUGGCUACAGUGCUAUAUGUUGAAAUCUUUCUGAUUAUAGUACUUCUGUUACCUUUUAUUUCACCCAAAACAUGGCAGAAAUUAUUCAGAUGUCGCCUUGCAACAAUGCUUUCUUCAUAUUCUGCCAUUUACUUCUAUAUUUUUAUUGCAAUUCUUGUCUUGCUGUUUGCUGAAUCUGUUCGUGAAGCCUGGAAAUAUUCCAAACCGCUAGAGCAUGAUGAUCUAAGGCAAUUCCCCGAGGCUGAAAAUGCUUAUAACAUGAAGCUGUUUCGUGCUCAAAGGAACAUGUACAUUGCAGGAAUGGCUUUAUUUCUCUGGUUCAUACUGAAAAGACUGAUCACAUUGAUUGCUACAGAAGCCACAUUGAUGGCUCAGUGUGAGGCCAGCAUGAAACAAGCAGAGAGUGCAUCAGCUGCAGCCAAACACUUCAUGGAAGAGAAGAACACAAGGGAAGAAAACAAAAAGAAUUUAGCAACAGAAGAGAAGGACUUGUCAGCUGUUGAGAAGGAACUUGCCUCUACCCGCACUGACCUAGAAACUACCAGAGAGGAGCUGUAUCGUGCUAGAGUUGACUUGAACACCAUCAAAAAGCAGGCAGAAAGUACAAAUCAGGAGUACGACAGACUUUUGAAAGAGAAUGCAGAACUUCAUGAUAAACUUGAAGGAGGUGACAAUAAAAAGGAGAAAUAAAGUUCAACUGCUUUCUUCAUCUGGAUUUCUGUGAUGUUAUAUUUCAUUGAUGUAUGCUUUUAAGUAUUGGUUUUUACUGAACAGUGCUAAUAAUCCUAAGGAUUUGCUCCUAAAUCUGUUGUAAAAUUAAUGUACUUUGCAUUAUGGUUUUAGAAAUAAAACUUAAAACUAUUCCUAGACAAAGUUGUAUUUUAUUUUCAAUGUAUUUAUUACUUUCAUAUUUUGUUUGGGUAUUGUACUAAGGAUGAGAAAUAUUUUAACGUAUCCCCAACUGUUGUUGUUUUUAACUGAUGGUCGUGUGUAAACUGCUGGCACUGACACAUACUGGUACCAAAUUUUCUGCUAUUUGAAGCGAGUUUUUGAUGGGCUGACCUGAUUACUCCAUUUUAUUCAUUAAUUUUAUCAUACAUUUUACCCACACCACUUCACUUUUCAACUUCAUUGGCUACAUUUGUCUUUUUUAUUAUUUCUAAUGUGCUUACAGCUUGAGUGUUUGCACUGUCUGAUCUCUUUAAAAAAAUUGUCCUACAGAUUUCCUAAUUAAUUUUUUUUAAAUUCAGAUACUCAGUUGUUUUUACAUAUAUUGUGCAAGGGUUAACUUGAUGGCUGGUUAAAUCAAGCAGAACAUCUAGUAGUUUUUAGUAAAUAUAGUCUUGGCUACCAGGAUGUAGAAAAUUGCCAACUUGCAUGGUUUGUGCUGGAGGAAGGGUUAACUUAAUGGCUGAUUAAAUCAAGCAGAACUUCAAGUCAUCUAAGUCAAUUCAGUCCCUGCUACCAGGCUGUAGAAAAGUGCUACCCUUAUUGCUCCUCUCUAUUAAACUUGUCAGCUGCAUCUAAGCUGGAUACCCCCCUGAGGUAACCUAAGAGUGGUAACCUAUUGGUUAGAGUGAUUAUAGUUACUUUACCAUGCAGCAAUUGAGCAGAGUUGAGCUAAUCUCUAAUAAGCACUGAAGAUUUUAGUGGUGUAAAUGUGAUUUUUUUUUUUUUUUUUUUUUUGUAUCAGUGAACUACUCAUUCACAAUUGCUUGUUAGUAGUUGCUUUUAACCUUAUUGCAUUUUUUGUGUUUACAGAAAUGUUACCUAUGUAGUUAUUUAGUUCGCAUUUUUUUUUCAGAUUUAAUGAAGAUAAAAGUACAAAUGUCUUUUCUAAUGCCAUGAAAAUUUCUAUGCCACGAAAAUGUGCUUUCAAUACACUUAUUAUUGCAGGCUUAACCUUGAUCCUUGUAAAAAUUUUAAUAAUCUAAUAUUCAGCUAAAAUGUUGAUAAUAAAAUACACUCAAAUGAAUGUCCAAGUUUCUAUGAAUCUGAUAUUUAGAACAAUGUAGUUGUGGGUAAUGAAGGACUGUGAUCUAAAGUUAUUAUUCGUCUGUUAUUUUGGAUGAUACAGUAUCUAGUAUUGUAUGAACAAAAUAAAAGCACAAACCUACUGAAA
Molecule: messenger RNA, 2309 nt
Organism: Physella acuta
Lineage: Eukaryota; Metazoa; Mollusca; Gastropoda; Physidae
Product: B-cell receptor-associated protein 31
Biological process (GO): intracellular protein transport; endoplasmic reticulum to Golgi vesicle-mediated transport
Cellular component (GO): endoplasmic reticulum membrane; endoplasmic reticulum
Source: RefSeq, a predicted model, not a curated record